UUAUUUCAAGAUGGCGGCAGGUUUGAAGACCAACCAUAGCAAUUCCUCUAUUCUUGAAAAAUACCCAAAUGUAUCCGAAAGUAGGCGAAGCCGGACCGAUCCCCAAUCCUUGGAAGUUGGUUGGACAAUCAGGCUACCUUGGACAGAGCCAGAGAAUUGAGCCAAAUUGAGCAAGAAGACAUUGGGAGCAUAACAAAUGAGGUGAGGUAAGGUAAGUGAGCAGUCCAGUAUAUAAGACGCCCGGGCCCGGCUCAAAGCAUCGUUGUUCGCUCUCAGUACAACUGUCAUCAUCAUCAACAUGAACUCUCUUACUGUUGUAACCCUCCUCGCCUUGGUGAGCUGCGCCUUCGCCAGUGUCCUUCCGAUCGCUACCAU
Nezara viridula (southern green stink bug) is the source of this 375-nucleotide messenger RNA. Lineage: Eukaryota; Metazoa; Arthropoda; Insecta; Hemiptera; Pentatomidae. The record is from the annotation of a GenBank genome assembly.